Messenger RNA from Symbiodinium necroappetens, 1767 nucleotides. Lineage: Eukaryota; Dinophyceae; Suessiales; Symbiodiniaceae. The record is from the annotation of a GenBank genome assembly.
AUGCUCAAGAUCUUCGGCCCGGCGAGGAACUGGAUGGCUCAGUUGGACUCCGAUGUGCAGACGAAUGUGCACGGCUCCGUUCGCCAAGCCAUCCAGUUGGCCACAGGAGCACGGGUGCAGCAGUUGCUCAGGGACACCAUCCAGCAAACCACUUGCUGGGAAAGCCUGGUGUACAUCAACAUCACGGAAGCUUCGCAUGACGAAACAGCAGCUGAAACCAUGGCCCUGCACUGCGAGAUGCUGUGCCAUUGGCUCUGCCGAUUGCACGAACUUGCGGAUCACCACAGAGUGCUUCCGUGGAAGGCCAUUUUGGCAGUCCACAGUCGUAGGUAUGCUACUUUGCUUGAGUCUCUCAGACUAGAAUGGGACCUCAUUCAGAUGCUUGACCAGCUCUCGUCCAAGAGCAAAGUCUUCAAAGCAAUGAGCUUCACCCGUUGGCAGUCGGUGCGAGAGAUGCUGGUCCAAGCUGAGUCCAUCGACUUCAAUCCGAACCAUGAGUGUGCGGAUCAGGUGCGAGACGUUUUCCUGGCGGCUGCCGCCCUCAAGGGUGCAGAAGAUGCAAUGCAGUCGUCCUUGUUGUCAUCCUUAGGCAACGAGCUGACCUUCAACGACCUUCGUGACGGGGAGCGCCGCUCGCAGAAGGCUGACUUUCGGGCCCCGGCGGCCAUGGCGGCAGGUGCUGUCAAGUCGGCCUGGAAGAGGUCGCCACUGGAGCACUUGUCUCUGGAGUCCAAAGACUGGGCAGAUCGAGAUGCCUCUCGAUAUCUCAAAAACACCAUAUUGAAAGGCGCCAAGCAGAUCGACCAGCAGCUCGGAAUCCCGAUGACCGACUUGACAACGAAGAGACAGCUGGACGUGCUGACAAAGCCCGCCGUGCUUUCGGCCAAUCUUCGUUUGUACGUCUGCCUCCUCCAAGAGUUUUCUCAGAACAGGACUAUUGACAUAGAAGGUUUGCUCUCCGAUGUUUGGACUCUCAAGCUGCUCAGUGCCUGCACAUUGUGGAAGCUUUCAGAAGACGAGGAUGCAGAGAUCCGCCUGGUGCUUCAGUCAGGCACUUGGACGGCCCAGUUCCUUGCUGUGGAUCCGGUGGAGGUGGACGGCGAGUUCUACUACCGGAUCCCAAGCCAGGCUUGUGUGCAGGACACUGUCACUUUCAAGCCCCUGCAAGGAUGUCUUUCUCUUGCACGGGGUGUGGCGAAAUGCGAGUUCGGAUUACUCUUCAAGGCCGAGGCCUGGAUGACUCCUACUCGCUACCUCUGUACACACAGGGUGCUGCAAAUGCCUUCCAGUUUCAUCGCUGCCUGGUGUCGCUUGCUCGGCUUGCAGCUCGGCAGAUGCAGUCAUGCUGAGAGAGUGCGCCGUCUGCUUCAACGGGAAGCCUUCGACGAUGCCUACAUCCAGGAGCAAGAGGAUGACAAGACCGACGACGAGGAUGCUGAUGAUGAGGCACAGCAAGCGGUUCUAGAGGACCUGAACUUCAACCUUGAUGAGGAUGGGGUCAAUGGUCAAGAGGCUCCGGCUGUUGGAGAGGCCCAGGCUGCAGAGGCUCCUGCCGAGGCAGCACUGCCGGAACACCUGGAGCAUCAAGAGCCUGCGAAUAAUCCUGCUGCACCCGCUGCCGUGGAUGAGGGUUAUGCCAUUCCUGCUGAAAGGGCCGUUGGGGCCACGCGGCUUUGUUCUCCCUUCUCACGAGCUGGUAUGCUGGCAAGGCAUCCCGAAGCUGGAGUUUCGUGCCGGCUGGCGAGCAGCCAUUUCGUCGAGGAGUGA